GUCUCAUGACGCGACGGAGGCUGUCACUGAGCGACAGGUUGACACUGACAGGGAACAAUCCUCCUCUGGGACUCACCGAUGUCUUGUCUGAUGGUCCGCUGUCAGGGCAGAUUCAAAAGGAAAGAUGGCCAGCUCCAGAAAACGAUCCCAGGAUGAGGUGAAAGAAGCAGAGAGGAAGAAACGAAAAGAAGAUGCAGUAAGGCAGCCACAGGGAGGUCAUUAUGGUCUGUACAACCAGGGCGCCACAUGUUACCUCAACAGUGUCCUGCAAGUUCUCUUCAUGACACCAGAGAUCCAUGACAGGUUGGAUCCAAAAUCACAGAUCACAGAUGAAGAGCUGAGAAACCUCUUUGAAGAACUGAAAAAAGCAACAUGUGGAACAGAAAAGAUCACAGAGAUUUUGGGCAUUGAAAAUGUUCAUGAACAACGUGAUGCUGUUGAAUGCCUUGAGCUGAUUUUACAUGAGGUCAGCCCACAGGCCUCUGAGGUUUUCGAAGGACAGCUAGCGUACACAACAAAGUGCUCUGAAGGCCACAACAUCAACGAGGAGACGAAUCCAUUCUGGACCCUUCCUCUGUCACUGAAAGAUACCCAUGAUGAUACAACCUACAGCGUGGAAAAUGGCUUUGAAAGGAUUUUCCAGCUGAAAUCAUUCAGCGGAGACAACAUGGUGUACUGCAAUGAAUGUGAAAAGAAAACAGACGCAACCUGUGGAUGUGAGAUGGUGACAUAUCCUCAGAUUUUGAUUCUACUCCUCAAGAGGUUUGACUUUGACUACAGCACCAUGUCAUAUUUCAAGACGAACCGCUGUGUGGACGUGCCACGAACGUUACAGAGAAAGAACAACAAGUACGAACUGUAUGGGAUGGUGAAUCACAUGGGGGGUCUCAGAGGAGGACAUUACACAGCCACCAUCCUGUCCAACGAGGACAAAACCUGGUAUGAGUUUAAUGACGAUCACGUCAGCCAGGUUGGAGAGCAACCAUGGACUUCCAAUUCCAGCACUGCGUAUCUGCUCAUGUACAGAGCCUCAGGGGAAAAGUCCGGAGAAAUGGACACAAAAAAAGAAGAUGGUGAGAUGACGAGAGAAAAUACUUGGAAGAGUUCAAGCAACAUCAAGAGGAAGAUUAUUAUUACUGCCAUUGUUUGUGGUUGUGCAUUAAUUCUGAUAGUGCCUAUUGUAUGGUUUAUGAAAAAAUAGAGUAGGGAGGAUUUAUGUCAGCACUGCACAUGGGCUCAGAAAUGUCAACCAACCAUGUAUUUAACCAUGUGAAUAAUCAAGGAGCACAAUCAUGUACAGUAUAAUCAAACUUUGGAACAUCUCUCACCACAGUAAAUUGAUUUCUUUUGACUUUUAUCCUCUUUAUCGCCGCCCUAUGUUUCAGUGUGAGUCACUAUAUGUUUUCAUGUUUCUGUUAAUGCUAUAUUUACUGUCAUGGACUUUUCAUGUCGCUAUAUGACGUGCAAGGUACCCUGGGUGCGUUGGUUGAUGUUCUGUGACGCUGUGUCAAGUUCUGCCUGUUACAUGCAUUGUCUGUUUUCAAAAUACACUUUC
Epinephelus fuscoguttatus (brown-marbled grouper) is the source of this 1555-nucleotide messenger RNA. RefSeq names its product ubiquitin carboxyl-terminal hydrolase 47-like. The record is from RefSeq and is a predicted model, not a curated record. The transcript has 13 exons. Bases 125 to 1201 code for a protein of 358 amino acids. Lineage: Eukaryota; Metazoa; Chordata; Actinopteri; Perciformes; Serranidae. Gene Ontology annotation, biological process: protein deubiquitination. Gene Ontology annotation, cellular component: nucleus; cytosol. Gene Ontology annotation, molecular function: cysteine-type endopeptidase activity; cysteine-type deubiquitinase activity.